This is a messenger RNA of Salvelinus sp. IW2-2015, 5249 nucleotides long. RefSeq names its product UDP-glucuronosyltransferase-like. Gene Ontology annotation, molecular function: UDP-glycosyltransferase activity. The record is from RefSeq and is a predicted model, not a curated record. Lineage: Eukaryota; Metazoa; Chordata; Actinopteri; Salmoniformes; Salmonidae.
AGACACUCACCAACCCACCCACCCACAGUUUACUCUGAGGUCCAGCCCCCUCUCAGUAGCACUCAGUGCCAGAUCUCAGGGAGGUAGUGUCAUUCUCACAACAGCUCGCAUUACUGAGCUGAAAGGCAGAGAGGCAUGGGUUGGGGGGAGAAUGUUCCUGUGCUGGGGCUGAGGACGGGGCUGAAGAUGGGGCAGUGUCUACUGUCCCUGCUGUACUGCCUGGCCCUGUGUCCGGGGACCGUCCAGGGGGACAAGGUCUUGGUGAUGCCUGUAGAUGGGAGCCACUGGCUGAGCAUGAAGCUGCUAGUGAAGGAGCUGGCGGCCAGGGGCCAUGAGAUGGUGGUGCUGGUCCCUGAGACAUCCAUCCUCAUCCAGGGCUCUGACUACUACAGGACUGAGACUUUUAGGGUCCCUUACAGCAAGGCCCAGCUGGACGAGAGCGUCAACAAACUGAAGGACGGCGUGUUUCUCAAGAUGCCGGAGGUAAUGGAUAUAUUUGUGAACGUGCAGCGGCUGGUUGACUUCACCACCAUGCAGGUGAAAGGCUGUGAGGGUCUGCUGUAUGAUGAAUCCCUGAUGCAGCGCCUCAGAGGAGAAGGGUUCCAGCUGAUGUUGACGGAUCCCUUCCUACCCUGUGGAUCCAUCAUUGCUGACUCCUUCAACAUCCCAGCAGUGUACUUCCUGAGGGGGAUCCCCUGUGGGCUGGAUGACAGGGCUGCCCAGUGCCCUACUCCCCCCUCCUAUGUACCACGCUUCCACUCAGGCAACACUGACCACAUGGACUUCCUAGGGAGGUUGAAGAACAUGAUGAUGUACAGUCUGGAGAGCUACCUGUGUACCUUAAUGUUUGUCAGCUUUGACAAGCUGACCAGUAGGUAUCUGGAGAAGGACAUGACAUACAGGGAGCUGCUGGGUCACGGUGCUAUUUGGUUGCUGAGGUAUGACUACUCCUUUGAAUAUCCCAAACCCAGGAUGCCCAACAUGGUCAACAUAGGAGGCAUCAACUGUGGUAAAAGAGCUCCACUGCCACCGGACCUGCAGGAGUUUGUGGAUGAGUCAGGAGAGGAUGGCUUCGUGGUCUUCACCCUGGGCUCUUUGGUCUCCCAGAUGCCAGAGGAGAGAGCCAAGCAGUUCUUUGAUGCCUUCAGCAGGAUCCCUCAGAGGGUUGUGUGGAGGUACACAGGGGUGGUGCCUGAGAAUGCUCCAGCCAACGUCAGAGUGAUGAAGUGGCUUCCUCAGAAUGAUUUGCUGGGCCACCCAAAGGUCAAGGCCUUCAUCACCCACGGAGGAACCCACGGUAUUUACGAGGGGAUCUGUAACGGCGUUCCCAUGGUGAUGCUGCCAUUGUUUGGUGACCAGGGUGACAACGUACACCGCAUGGCAGUGAGGGGAGUAGGGGAGGUGCUCAGUGUGUUCGACGUCACCUCAGACAAACUGGUGGAGGCACUCAACAAGGUCAUCAAUGACAAGAGUUACAAGGAGAAGAUGCUAAAGCUGUCAACGGUGCAUAAGGACCGUCCCAUUGAGCCGCUGGACCUAGCCGUGUUCUGGACAGAGUUCGUGAUGCGCCACGGAGGAGCCGACCACCUGAGACCCGCUGCUCACGACCUGAACUGGAUCCAGUACCACAGUCUGGACGUGUUUGCUCUGCUACUUACUAUAGUUCUCACUGUUGUCAUGGUCACCGUUAAAUGCUGCAAAGUCUGCUUCCGCAAGUGCUGUGGAAUGAUUUGGACAAUGAAGAUGAAGAGUGAGUGAAUGUCCUUCCUGUGGCUUAGGCUGGGAUUCAAUCCGAGGCUGGUUGUAGUGCGCUGUCAACAAUAAUGUGCCUUUUACAGGCAAUGUUUCCACGUUUGCUGUGAUCGCAUUCACAUUACACGCUGCAGAUGUCAGCUCAAUCAACUCAAAUUACCUUCAAAUGUUAAGCGUGCUAUAACGCUAUGGAUUGAAUCUACAAAUACAUUUUAAUAAAAAGUUUUGUCCCUUUUCAUUGCCGUUGGAGUGAGAGGAAAUAACUUUCCAAUGAGCACUUGAACACAGCAAAAUAGAGAACUACAUUACCCAUGAGAUGAGAAACCGGAAAUAACCAGUAGGCUAUAGUAAAUUAAAAUAUCAUACCACUUUUUGUUACCGUUAGAUCUCUGCAGGAGACUUGCUAACUGUACAUUUACGUAGUUUAGCCAACACUUAUCCAGUGCGACUUACAUUUUUCAUACUGGUGCCCCGUGGGAAACAAACCCACAAUCCUGGCGUUGCAAGCACCAGCCAACAGUUUUGAUUGUUAGAAGGUUUAUGAUUCUACCAGGAUGCAUCAGGAGGAUAAAGAUGACAACUCCCCCCGAGUAGUUUAUUAGCUUGACUGACUUCACGAGCUGUGGUAGCGACCAAACUUUCUGAUUGAUUUUAUCAAGUAGUGUAGUAGAGUUGUUAACCAUUGAAAGAAGUUGUCACAGUUCUAGUCAGCUUAAGGGGCGGCUGUCCUGUAAGCACCAAUGCAAUAGCAGCUGGGUCUGGUCUACUUAGUUCAUUGACCGUAUAUGAAACAGAAAAAAAGAGGAAGUGGGAUGUCUCACUUCCUCUUCUGCUAUUGAUCCUGCCACAAAAUAAAAAACUGUUACAAAACCCAUAACUAGCCUACGGAUAUUGUUGCACUUGGUUUGCUCGCCCAGACCUUGUUCUGGGUGUAGCAGGAAUAUCCAUGAUUACUUUUGGUGUUGGUGGUUCUGGCAAUGCGGUGUGUCAUUUUGGGGUAUUGUGUGUAGAUUGACAAGGAUUUUUUUUAAUUUAAUACAUUUUAGAAUAAGUCUGUAACAUAACAAAAUGUGGAAAAAGUCAAGGGGUCUGAAUACUUUCGAAAUUCACUGUAUUACGCUAAGCGUGAAGACACUUGAAUCUUCACCUGCAUAGCGUUGUUGUUCUCGGGUCCAUUCAUAAGGAUGAGGUGAUGUCUGUUCCUGCGGACAGACCCGUGGGAAACUUCCACCAUGUAGGAUUGUGGUGCUGCCUCAGCACUGUUCCUGUGACUUUUGAGUCAGUCACACACACCUGUUUUCCAGGUGGGAGUCUGCUGAGAUUGCUAACUCUGUGACGCUUGUUGAAGUGUUAUUGUUCCGCACUCCUCCUCUCCUUUUCCUUUGAGCUGACCGUAGCUGUGUUUAAGAGUGAUGGGUCUAGCAGCGAUGGGAGUGUUGGCACUGUGGUAUGAAGCUGUCAAGCUGAAGCCAUUCUAGAGUGGAGUUGACUGAUAGGCCAGCAAAGCAAGUGCGGUCUGCCUCUCCGUUGCUUUGCGGGAACUUUGGACUACUGGUGACAUCGCAAAAUCCAUACUCUUCAGCAGAGGGGUCUUCCGGAGAACGGAAAGGGGUCUUCCGGAGAACUGAGGCCAAUUGUCCGUAACCAGGACCUCAGGUACCCCAUGGCAGGCGAAGAUGGACUUCAGAUGAACUAUGACUUCCGCAGACUUUGUUAGUGACAGGUUUGCGAUUUCAACAUACCUUGAGAGGUAGGUGGUGAUUUUCAGAGUGAACAAGUCUGUUCCCAGUCUUUGACAGGGUCUCUCAGGAAGUUGUGAUGGUAUGAGUGGGUGUGGAUAUCAGCUCCUCCUUCAGCUCUUUGAAAGCUCUGACUUGGUCGGCCCCCCAGUACCAGUGGUUUUUCUUUGAGAGUAGGUCUCUGAGAGGUUUGUCAUUUUCUGCUAACUGGGGGAUGAACUUUCCCAGUUGGUUCACCAUUCCUCAAACUCUGCAGCUCGCUGAUGUUGGAUGGCUUCGCCUUCUCCUUGGCAGCCUCUCUUUGCCGGGUCGGGCUGUCCUCCUUUGUCCGAGAUGUGACUCAGGAACUUCACUUCCUCCUUUGACAGGUCACAUUAGUCCAUGUUCAGAGUUCAACCGGCUUUUUCCAUCUUCUGAAAUGCGGCAUGAAGUCUUGUAUCAUGUUCCUCCUGUGUUUGCCCCAAGACCAACACAUCGUCCAUGUGACAGACCACACCUUCCAGGCCUUCAGUGACCUCUUUCACCAUUCUGUUCUGGAAGUGUUCAGGUGCUGAAGCGAUGCCAAAAGGCAGACGGUUGAAGUAGUAAUGUCCGAAAGGUGUGAUGAAGGUUGUUAGCUUAACUGACUCCUCGGCUAGCGGGAUCUGCGAGAAGCCCAUGUUCGCGUCGAACUCACUGAAGAUCUUCGCCCCGGCUAGUGAGCCAUGGGUCUGUUCGACAGUGGGAAGUAUGUAUUCUUCUCUACACACUGACUCAUUGAGACUGGUGAAAUUGACACAUAUCCGCACGUCCCCGUUCUUCUUAAGGACAACCACCAUGCCGGCGCACUAGUCCGUGGGCUCCUUUACUCAAGUGACAAUCUUGAACCCUUGAACAUGCUCUAUCUUGACUUGUGGCAGCAAUGUCAGAGGAAUCCGUCGUGGAGUGAGUAGGGCUCUGCGCCAGGUUUCAGCUUGAUGGUAUAUGGUUGUUCUACUGUGCCAAGACCACUGCACAGCUUAGGAUAGCGUUCUUUCAGUGUCUGUAAAUCAAUGCUGUUGAGUCGAGCAACUAGCUAAAGCUUUGUGAUCGCUGGUCUGCCUAGUAAAGCUGUGUGUAGAUCUCUGAUGACAUACACCUCCUCCAGUGUCUCCUUUUCUCCCUUUCCUAGAUCCACACUUGUGUCACGCCGAUCACGUCCAGCGGCACUCUUCCUGGUCCUAGCAGAGGUUUUGUUGGUUUUUGUAGAGCUGGCUUGCUGGUUCCUGCAAAAAUGUGAUUGAACACAUUGUCUGGGAUAACAGUCACAUCGGCACCAGUGUCUAUUUAGAAAUUCACAUUUCUAAAUGUGAUCCCAGACAAUGUGUUCAUGAGCCGUAAACAACAUUUAUUCUCGUUUACGGCUCAUGAUGACAUACAAACAUGUUGGUAAUGUCCAUUUUUCCCACAGGAGUGACACACUACUUCAUUAGCUGUACACUGUGCUCUUGGAUGUGCACUUUGACUGCCUUUUCUCAUUAGCAUUAGCAUUUUCAUGGCUAGCUUUCUCACGCUGGAAUUUCAGUUUCCACUCGCUGCCUUUCCACCUCGCAGGCAACCUUGCUGCUUUUUCACUUCUUCAAUUUGCCUUGCCAUCUCUAAUUAGUUCAUUGUGCAACAGUCCAUAGUUGCAAUACUCAGCUAUGCCAUAGAAGAAAAGAUUCCACUGUUUAAUUUUCAUGUUAAAGCGUGCUCUCAUAGAUCACGUUCUUUUUUACAAUAAAGAAUCCAUGAAAUCUG